UCGGGUCCCGCACAGUGCGCACACAGAACCGAUCAGCUGCUGGCACCGUCGAUCCCCGGACUGUGCCGUUCACCUUGCGCGGUGACGUAGCAGCACAGGUCAGAGCGGAACUGCGCGCGGCUUUGAGCAGCUCAAUUAGCGUGACACACUUUCUUCUCAAUCAUCUCUCCCAAGAAACUCCCUCCUCAGAGUUGCGGACGGACCUUUUCCAUGAGAGAGGGAGUGUAUUUUUCGUUGUAUAUCUGAGUGGAAUAUAAAAAGUGGAUGCCGGAAUGAGCCACGUGCCGACAUUCCUCCCACAAAAGGAGAUAGUGUACAACUCUCUGUUGCCGUACUCGGACUGUCUGGACCAGGAGGCUACUGAACUUUUGGCAGAAAUCAAGGCCAACCUGUCCAGAGCAGUCCUCCUGCGGGAGCUUUGGCCUGGAGUUGCUUUUUGGUCGCGGAAACUCUUCUCUUUUCUGAAGGUCUACGGCCGACGAUUCAGCAAAGAUGACCACAUUCUCUUCAUCAAGCUGCUCUACGAGUUGGUCACACUACCAGACCUGGAGCCCGACAUGAUGUUAACCUACGCCCGGCUCCUCAUUCAGCUUCUCAAGAAGAAGGAACUUCUAUCUAGGAAGGACAUCGAGUUACCUUGGCGACCACUUUAUGACCUGUACGAGAGAGUGGCCUACUCCAAAACUGAGCACCUUGGCCUCAUCUGGUUUCCCAACUCAGUGGACCACAUUUUGAAGGCUUUGGUGAAAAGCUGCAGACUGUAUUUCCCAGCCUCCUCCACGAAAGAGAUGCUGGAUGAAUGGCGCCCCCUGUUAUGCGUGUUUGACAUGGUGAUGCAAAAGGCCAUCAGCAACAUGGAGUUGUUUUUGCCAACCAUCAUGCCCCCAGAGGAGCACUGCCAGGGCUUCCAGUUGUGGUUUGAAGAAUUAAUGAAUCUGUGGAUGUCGGUGCAAAAUCAACCGAGCUGGGAGGGGCACCUAGUCAACCUGUUUGCUCGACUCGCCAACGAUAACAUUGGUUACGUGGACUGGACCCCGUUUAUUCCCACAAUCUUCACCAGAAUUCUUCGCAGUCUGAAUCUUCCUGUGGGAGUCAAUCAGAUGGUGUCGCCGCGGUACCUGACCAACUCUUAUGACAUUGGGCACUUGGUUUUGUGGAUCACUGCCAUGCUGGGUGGGCCAGAUAAUCCUGCACAGAAGGAGCUGACCUGCCUCUUCAACAGCAUUGCCUCCUUCUACCAUCCCUCUAAUCAUGGCCGCUGGCAGUCGCGACUGAUGCGCCUGCUGCAACGCCUCCCUGCCAGUGUCGUGCGGCGUGUACACAGAGAGCGUCACGCCGAUGUCAGCUGGAUCACGUUGGUUCCUAAAUGUCAGAGACUUACCGAUGCUGACUUGCAGGAGUUCACGCAUAGCCUCACUGGAGCCGUCCUGCUGGCCAUGUUCAGUAAAAAUGGAAGCACAGAUGCAGCUUAUGCUCUUCAGAACUUGGCCCUCCUCACUCCAGAACUUGCGAUUCCACCUGUACUGGAGAAAACCUACGCUGCCAUGGAGACGCUCACUGAACCUCACACCCUCACCGCAACCCUCAGCUGCAUGAUCGGAAUGGCACGCAGCCUGGCCUCCCCGAACAAUCUCUACCCUGAGGGCCGUGAACACGUGCUUCCACUGCUCAUGGGCUCACUGCCGGGAGUGGACCCCAACGACUUCAGCAAGUGCAUGAUUACAUUCCAGUUCAUCACCACCUUCACCACUCUGGUGCCUUUGGUGGAUUGUUCAUCUGCUCCAUCUCAACAUGCUGAUCUCACUGAGAUGGAAAAAGGACUGUGUUUCGCAUCUGCAGAGUUUGAAGACUUUGUUCUCCAGUUCCUGGACAGGUGUUUCGCUCUGAUAGACAGCAGCACAUUGGAACAGACCAGGGAUGAGAUGGAGACUGAUACCCAAACGCACCUAGAGAGCCUGGUAGAGCUGGGCCUGUCUUCCACCGUGAGCACUAUCCUGACUCAGUGUUCCAAAGAAAUAUACAUGGUGGCUUUACAGAAAGUGUACAAUUUUGCAACUUCAAACAUCUUUGAGACAUGUGUGUCGGGAAGAAUGGUGGCUGACAUGUGCAGAGCAACUGCAAAGUGUCAUCCUGCUGAAUCUCUGCGUCUGUUCAUCCCCCACUGCUGCAGCGUCAUUUUCCACAUUACUGACAACGAGGAGUUGCAAAGUGAAGAAGAGCUGGAUAAGGAGCUGUUGUGGAAUCUCCAGCUGCUCUCAGAGGUUACCCGUGUGGAUGGUGAACAGCUGUUGAAAUACCAAGGGGACCUGGAGCGUGUCCUGUGUGUGUGCGUGCGUCUGCGGUGCAAGCGCGCAUACACACUGGCCUGUUGUCUGCUGGAACACGCUCUCCGCUCACUAUCCCUCAUCUAUCCCACUGAGUACCGCAGUACCUCUGGAGGGUUUGAUCAGGACCUCCCCAUACGGGACUGGGGCAGAGCUGGCGACGUGGCAGCGUUGGGUGUGUGCUGGCACGUGCCGAGUACAGGCGAGGAGAACUUUGUUUUCCAGCUGUUGUCCCUCCUCCUGCUCCCGGAGCUGGAGAGAAUCAAACUCCACAUCUCUGGAAAUCAGCCAAUGAGCAGGGAGGAGCUGUUGCAGAGUCUGGCAAUAGUGCACCAUAGCUUGCUGGGAGCUGGAAGUAUGCUGCCCCCUCUGGAUGGCCCUCAAGUAUCAGACCUUGUCCCCUCCAUGGUGCAGCUGAGCGAGAUGAAGCUUUACAUCGGCGUUGAGUAUGAUGAUUCACGGGAGAACUACAGAGAAGCCAUCUGCCAAACUAUGCGGAUGCUGCUACAUCACAUCCUGGAGCACUCGGAGGAUGACACCAAGUCAUUGUUUGUCAUCAUUAAGGUCAUCAGCGACCUCAUGUUCUUCCGAGGCACUCACAAGAAGGAGUUCGACUCACGCUGGAAGAGUUUCACUCUUGUCAAGAAGUCCAUGGAAAACCGACUUCAUGGGAAGAAGCAACACAUUCGAGCCCUGCUCAUUGACCGGGUUCUACUGCAGCAUGAGAUGAGGAAGCUUGUGGUCGAGGGCAGCGAAUAUAAAGUGGUGCAUCAGGAGCUGCUGUGCGAUCUGUUGCUACUGUCAACCAGCACAUACAGUCAGGUCCGCAGCAGGGCUCAGAAUGUGCUGAUGACUGCUCUGGGAACAUACAGCUUUGCCUACAGAGACCUGGUUCCCAAAAUCCUUCAGCUGCUGUCGCCACAGCACGCCACUGUUACGCAUCAGCAGUUCAAGGGCGCCCUGUAUUGCCUGCUGGGCAUCAACAGUGGCUUCUGCGUGUCCAGUGCUCGAGACUGGGACUGCGUCGGAGCGGUUUGGCCGGCUCUUGUCCGCUGUGGACUGUCUCCAUCUAUGACACUGGAGAAGCACUCUGUUGGUCAACUCCUUGACGACAUUAUUGACCGGGUCCAUCGCCAGUAUGACACCAUUGGGAUCUUCUUUACUAUUUCAGAAAGUUGUGUGGCAAUAGCCAACCAGAUAAUGCAAUCUGAAAAUCCCACACCUUGUUUGGAGUUGCCCUCAAAAGAGGAGCUGAAGGAGGGGCUUCAACGACAACGAAUCAAAAAUGUUGUUUCUGCAAGAAAGUAUGAGAGGCUGGUCAAUGACCUUUUGGAUUGCCUUGAAGACAGAGAAUUGCCUUGGAAGUUUGAGCACAUGGCAACUGACCUGUUGUCACUCCUUCUGAGGGACGAUCACCCACUUCCCCCGGACGCUGUCCUCUACUUCACCCAGAGUCUCAUACAUGACUCCAUCACUAUACGCAAAGUGGCUAUCUCUGCGGUGGCUGGCAUAUUGAAGCAACUUAAACGACCAAGAAAAAAAGUUGCAGUCAAGCCAUCAGAUAUCUGUGGCUUUGAGGAUCAGGAAGGGCAGUCUGUGGGGGAUCGUCGUGGAAAUAGUUGGCUGCAGUAUGACAGCAACCACCUGCCUGUCAGUGAGGAGCAAUGGGACGCCCAGCUGUAUGUGGAGAAAACACACUGGGGCUACUACUCGUGGCCGAGAGAAAUGAUGAUCUAUGCAGCUCCUGAAAAGCUUAAAGAUGACCUGCUGUACGAGGAGAUGAUUGAGGGGGAAAAGAUUGUCUAUGAAUAUUUCUCUGAUCUGGAGUUCAUCGACCAGCUGAUAGACUACCUCUCUCUUGAGGACCGCAAAGGAAAAGACAGUUUCAACCCACGACGCUUUUGUCUCUUCAAGGGGCUGUUUCGUAAUUAUGGUGAUGUGUUCCUGCCUCUGCUGUUGCCUCACCUGGAGCAACUGGCCUCAGAUCCCCACGAGAGCUCACAGCGUUGUUUGUGCGAGAUUAUGGCUGGACUCAUCAGAGGCAGCAAACUGUGGAGCUUCAGCAAGGUCGACAAGUUGUGGCAAAUUGUGUGUCCUUUGAUCAAAACUGCUUUGACUAACGUCACGGUGGAGACGUACACCGACUGGGGGACGUGCAUUGCCACUGCCAGUGAGGGACGUGACCCGAGAAAACUCCAUUGGCUAUUUGAGAUGCUGAUGGAGAGCCCGCUGAGUGGAGAGGGGGGGUCAUUUAGGGAUGCAAGUUUGCUUUACGUGCUGCAAGGCGGUCUGGCUCAGCAGCAGUGGCGAGUGUCUGAACUGCUGCACCGCCUCCUGGCUUACCUGGAGCCCAAACUCACACAGGUGUAUAAGAAUGUCAGAGAGAGAAUUGGAAGUGUCCUGACCUAUAUCUUCAUGAUCGACGUGGCUCUGCCCCACACCAUGCCCACUUCCUCCCCCCACGUGGCAGAGUUCGUCACUCGGGUCCUAGAAAAGCUCAAGCCCCUCACAUCAGAGCCGGAGAUCCACAACCAUGUCCACGAUGAGAACACCCAAGAGACGGACGAGCGCACCCAGGCUGUCAAACUACUCAAGACAGUGUUGAAAUGGUUGAUGGCGAGCGCCGGGCGAACUUUCACCACUCCUGUUCAGCAGCAGCUCCAGCUCCUGCCUCUCCUCUUCAAGAUUGCCCCGGUGGAGAUUGAUGAGAGCUAUGAUGAGAUGAAGCAGGAUGCACGCACGUGUCUCUCUCUUAUGUCCCAGGGCCUCCUGUAUCCUGAGCACAUCCCUCUCGUGCUGGCAACGCUAGAAGAGAUGGCGGGUAGCAGGUCGUGGCACGCGCGCUACUCUGUUCUCACCUACCUCCAGAUCACAGUGUUCUACAACCUGUUCACCCUGCUCAGUUUUCCUGCUGAGGUGCUGCGCAUCCGAAAACUGGUGAUGCUGCUGCUGCUGGAUGAACAGCUGGAGGUGAGAGACAUGGCGGGCACCACCCUCAGUGGUUUGCUGCAGUGCCACUUCUUCCCCCUGGACUCUGCUCUGCAGACACAGCUGCAGACGCUGAGUCAGACGCGUCUCCCCAAGGCCAGAGGAGAGCUGGCCUCUACAGACUUGGUGCGCCGGCAUGCAGGGGUUCUGGGCAUCAGUGCUUGCAUCCUGUCAAGCCCCUACGAUGUCCCGAGCUGGAUGCCUCAAAUCCUAAUGGACCUCAGCAACCACCUCAACGACCCUCAGCCAAUAGAGAUGACAGUGAAGAAAACCUUAUCGGAGUUCAGGCGAACGCAUCACGACAACUGGCAAGAGCACCGCCAGCGCUUCACUGACGACCAGCUGCUGGUGCUCACAGACCUGCUGGUGUCGCCAUGCUACUACGCCUGACCACCUGCUGCCUUCCCAAGUCCAGAGCUGCUGUGGUGUGGAAGAGAAGAAACGCUAGUGGUGGACUUUCACAGAGUGCAACCCCUCUGAGCAGAGUAGAGCGAUGUAUUUAGUCAAUUGAAGGUAAAGAAGAAACCCUUCAUACUGAGUGUCCAAGAAGCUUGUGUCUGUUUCACAACACUGUUGUCCACAAUUCGGUGCUGCUCUCUCAAUACAGAGAUAAAGUCUGACUUUUGCUUGCUUGUUUCUGUCCAGCUUGUCAACUGGAGGACAUAGAAGUGGUCUAACACGGAUGUGAUGUUUGUUCUCACUUAGAGAAAGAGAUGAACGAUGAAAACUGGGAGUAUAGUAAGGCUUUCACGCUGGCUCGAUCCUCCAAACACGCCAGCCCAACGUUGCUUGCAUGUACAAGUUCUGGGACCGAAUGUUCUAGAGCAGGGGUCACCAACCUUUUAGCAACCGCGAGCUCCUCCAAGGGCACUGUGCGACCCCAUGGGCUACCAUCCGUUCAGUACACACUUCUGAUAUCACCAUACAUAAUGGACGAAAAAUUAUAUUCCUCUCAAAUUCAUAGCUGAGAUUUAGCAUUACCUAUGGUGUAACAAAAAAAGGAAUCACAAAAUCAAACAUAAUAAGAUGGUUAUUACUAGUGGUGGGACUUUAGUUAAUUACGAUUAAUUCAUUACAACAACAAUACUUAAGCGUAUAAUCAUUUUAAUUUAAUUUAAUGUAACAGUUUGCUCUCCAGACAACAGGGAACCUUUGUCAGUGCAGGAGUUCCUGGUCCACUGAUCACACUGAUGCACAAGACACGUCACAGCAAGGAUAACAACAACAACAAACAUGGAGGUCAAUCCCUGAACAAAAGCAAACAAAAGCAUCUGUUUGCUUUUGUUCAGGGAUGUUUUUCACUACACAAUGACCAGAGUUUCCACUACUCUGAAUGUAUUUGAAAUUCUUAACCAAAUAUUUCCUUGACAUUAAAAGAGCUUUAGUUUAAAUAAGGUGAAAUAAAAACUGGAAUAUAGCCACCAUCGUGAUUUAUUGUGCAAUUGUCAGACUGAUGCAAAAUAAACAAUAUAUUGUUGUUUAAAUGUCAUUUGAUUCAGUAAUAUACUAAAUUCAUUCAAAUUGAAAAAUGUGGAUUCUUGUGGCAGAUAUUCUUAUACCAUUAAACUGCUAUUAAUUGAGAUUAAUUAAUCACAAAUUCUCUAACUAGAUUUAUUUUUAAUCGAAUCCAACCCCUAGUUAUUACAUGAAAUUUAUUUUUUAUUUUUAUCAUUUUUAACAGCCCAUGUUGGUGACCCCUGUUCUAGAACCUGAUAAUUGUUUUAGAAAUAUUAUUCCUGCAUAUACAGUGUCCCAGUUUUGCAGAGGUCGAGGUACAUGGAAGUAGAAACUGUUGAGACUACAUUUUUAAGUUAUUUGUACAGUUAAUGUAAAUACAGAGUGAAUUACCUUUGUGAUAUUAUUGAUGAUUCUAAAGAUCAAUACGGUCAGUGACUGUCAGUGAGUCAUUUGUCUCCCUUGUCCAUGAUGUGUUAUACAACAGCUCAUCACUCUCCAUGUGAAUAAAUCUCACUUCAUUUGUAAAAGC
Messenger RNA from Synchiropus splendidus (mandarinfish), 7299 nucleotides. It is a transcript of the gene psme4b, whose product is annotated as proteasome activator subunit 4b. Gene Ontology annotation, cellular component: nucleus; spermatoproteasome complex; cytosol. Lineage: Eukaryota; Metazoa; Chordata; Actinopteri; Syngnathiformes; Callionymidae. Bases 273 to 5702 code for a protein of 1809 amino acids. The record is from RefSeq and is a predicted model, not a curated record. The transcript has 47 exons. Gene Ontology annotation, molecular function: peptidase activator activity; proteasome binding. Gene Ontology annotation, biological process: proteasomal ubiquitin-independent protein catabolic process.